Molecule: messenger RNA, 1041 nt
Organism: Sphaeroforma arctica JP610
Lineage: Eukaryota; Ichthyosporea; Ichthyophonida
Exons: 1
Coding region: 1-1041 (346 amino acids)
Source: RefSeq, a predicted model, not a curated record
AUGAGUAGUGAAAAUUCCGCCGAGUCUGUUGCUGCUUUCCGAUCCACAAAAGAUUAUCAAGAUAUCGAAUUUGUGAAUAUCAGAUUCACACGACCCAACGAUGCAUCAGACGGCGAUUAUGGUACCGCUCUAUACUUGGAUAAUCCUGUCAAGCUGUCCGUCAAGGGUUGUAUCUUUGAGGGGUUGAGAUCUCCUCUAAAUGGUGGUUCGGCAAUAUACGUCAAGACUCUCACCGACACGUCGAACUUUGAUGCUGACACUAAAUUUAUUGGCAACCGGGUUGACUCCGGUGGGUGUAUCCCUCCAGUAUGUACUCCAGCAGGUUGGUCAACGGGAGAAGUAUGUCCAGAUAAGUGUUGGGGCGGGGGCGGAGCUUUAUGGAUUGGCUCUUGCUUUGGCAGUACUGUGAUCAACAUUAAGGCUGAUUUUGUAGAAAACGUGCACGAGUUCGCUCAUGGCAUGGGAGGCGCAUUGUUCAUAGACUAUAUGCAGUGCAAGUUGAAUAUCAAUGGAAACUACGAGAGAAAUAGUGCAUCAGAUGGUGGGGCGAUACAUGUUGAGGGUGUGAUAGCGGAUGGUGUCAUGAAUGUAGACGCAACUUUUACUGACAACUUAGCUCCAAAUGAGCUUUUCGACCCAAGCGAAACGCAGUUCGGGGCACGAGGGGCAGCCGUCAGAGUAAGGGAUGUUGGGGAAGAUUCAAAAGUCAACAUCAAGGGCAAAUAUACUGGGAACAAAGUUGAGGGUAGAGGUGCGGUUUCGUCUUUCAAUCAUAUCUCCGGCAACGUAGUUUUAGAUGUAGAUGCUCGCAAUAAUGAAGCCAUGCGCGGCGCGAUAGCAUCUAACUGGAGAACUGUAACGGGAAAGUUCAUCAUCCUUGCGGAUUCCGUGAUAAAAAACAACGAGGCGACCGAACGACCGGCUAGCCAGAUUCUAGACUUUCCCGGAGUAUCGCUUCAAUUGAAUGGGACCCAAUACGACGCAGCGACAGCAGAUGGAUCGAAUUUUGUCGUGUCGGAAGAUUUUAUAUCACAAGCGUGA